Ectocarpus sp. CCAP 1310/34 is the source of this 510-nucleotide messenger RNA. The record is from the annotation of a GenBank genome assembly. NCBI's taxonomy places the organism in Eukaryota, Phaeophyceae, Ectocarpales, Ectocarpaceae.
AUGGAUUUGAUGCAGAACGACCCCGUGUUGAUAGAGCGAGUACGGGCCAUGCUGGAUGCUGGCGCGGCAGAGCAGGCAGCAGCUAAGGUGGCUGCGAUCGACGCGGCCAACACUCGUGCACUCCGCGCGUCGUUGCAAGCGCUGAAGCAGCACCGCAACAGCUCGAUUUGGUGGACCACUUACCAGACGGCACUCGCUGUAGCAGCCGGAGCGGGAGAGCACAUGUGUACUGACACGGACGUGUGCCACCUCGGCCAGCGGUGCAAGCCCGUUGAGUCUGGUGGAGUGAGCCUUGCCGAGCGAGCCAACAGUCUCGGCAUUCGGCACGAGACUUUCAGCGACGCACGGCGGCGGAUGCACAACACGAACCACGACAUCGCCCCCAAGAUCGCUGCGAGUGAGGGAUGCUACGUGUUCAACGAGCGCAAGACACGGAGUGACGUGACGAAUCCCGGGAACAGAGGAGGAGCAGGGGGGGGAAGGUGUGCCCCGACUUGGUUGGCGAGGUGA